AUGAUUCGAUUCCGCCCCGGCUUUUGGCCAUGCAUUGUUGUCAGCUGUUUGCUGAUAUUCCUUUACUUCCGACUUCCUCCCCCACACAAGGACAUUCUCGCUCCUUUGGAUCUCUCGCCUCUGCCGUUGCCAGAGGAGUUCAACGUCCUGCAUCCAGGAGAAUUCACCGAUCCGACUACUUAUCCAGAUAUUCAUAUUGUUUCAUCUCCAACAGAUUCACCCGAUGAGCCUGAGGGCGAAGGGACUCUGAAUGACUUGCCGCAGCCCCGAUUCUACCAAGGAGGAAUCCUCACCUUGACUACUCAGAAUGGCUCUACAGAAUACCCCAAGCCGGCCAUCUAUGACCCAUAUCCUGCUUAUAACACGCCCCGAUGGCGCAAAACAUGGGCAGGGAGAUUCGAAGCUUGUCGUGGGCCUCGCGGGAGAGACUUAGAUCGCGGCUGCAGUGAGGAUAUGAUGUCUGUCUAUCGUGGAAAACAGAAGGGAUUCCCUGCCUCCACUUUCGGGUCUCACAAAGCUCUCAGUCUAGAUCAGGAUGUCUGCGUGGAUCGAUAUGCUCGCUAUGGUCCCUACGGGAUAGACGAGAACAACGACGUAGACAUCCCAGGAUUUCCAAGACCCAACAGAGUCCUCUGGACAAACGUCAAUUGGGGAUAUCUUCAAUCCCAAUGCUACGAACGCAAUGCCGAGCGAUACCGCCCUGAUCGACCAGACCAGCAUUACAGACAACACAUUCUUUCCUUAUAUCCUCCAAUUCUUGGAGAACAUAUGAGCAUUCUGAGUAAGCCUGCAGAUCUCUCCUACAAGACCCGUUCAGCUGUUGUUCUCCGUGCCUCGGAAACUAUGCGAUGGACCCCAAGUCACUUUCACUACCUCCGCUCAUUGAUCAUGGAGCUUUCGCUACAUACUGGGUCUGAGUACCAGGUUUUCUUCAUGAUCGAUGUUCAUGAUGAGUCAAUAGAUCUGGAAAAUGACGAGGAAGCUGUCCGAGGACUCAAGCAAAGGGUUGUACCAUCCGAGUUCCGCAAUAUGACCGUCCUCUUUAGUGAACAUCUACUGGAACAGUGGUAUCCCAAGAUGGGUGAACACCGUGCUAUUUACCAACACCUCCAAGCAAUGCAAGUAUUUGCCCGAAUGUACCCUGAAUUUGAUUACUAUUGGCAAUUCGAAUUCGACAACCGAGUCAUCGGCCAUACCUACCAUUUCCUCGAGCAAGCCAUCGAAUUUGCCAGGAAACAGCCUCGAAAGUAUCUAUGGGAGCGAAACGCGUAUUUCUACACACCCGGCGCACACGGAACUUGGGAGGAUUUCUCCAAUAUGGUCGCCAACUCGAUGACAGGAAAGCACAGCGUCUGGGGCCCAGUCAAGCACGAGGGUAUCAAACCAGCGGGUCCGAAACCAUUACCCGGCUCUCAUCCGGAGAACGAUAACUUCAAAUGGGGAGUCGGGGAAGAAGCCGACCUCAUCACAUUUCUACCAAUCUUCGACCCGCGCAAUACAUCAUGGACGUUCCCGAAUAUGACGUGGAAUGUCUCUGACAAUAUCCCACGACGCACUUCUGUCAUCACACAAUGGCGCAUGUCCAAAAGGCUUCUGAUGGAGAUGCACAACGCCCAGCGUCGACGCGGCGAGGCCUUUGCGUCGGAGAUGUCGGCGCCUUCUUGGGCACUUCUGCAUGGAUUCAAAGCUGUUCAUGUUCCUCACCCCAUUUAUGCAGAUGGCCAAUGGUCUCCGGGUGAAAUGGCUCGGAUCUUCAAUCGAGGUUCUCCGGAUAAUAUUAAUGGUGGUUCGGACAGUAUCUGGAAUUGGGAUCAUCGGUUUGAUUACCUCUGGUACCGCAUUUCAUACAUGUUCGCGACGCAGGCUGCGGAGGAUCUCUUUAGGAGAUGGAUGGGAUUCCAGCCUGAUCCUAGACUCUACCUGGAUGGUAUACGACCUGAAUACCGUCCAGGGAGAUUUUGGGAUGAUGGUGGCAGCCUGGAUGAAGCUACCAAUGGUCGAUUGUGUUUCCCGUUCAUGCUUCUUCAUAACGUCAAAAAUACCGAGCCUGAGAAAACACUUAAUUUGCCUGUCACGGAUUCUGCUUUGAAGGAUGAUGCGACUUGA
Molecule: messenger RNA, 2106 nt
Organism: Penicillium canescens
Lineage: Eukaryota; Fungi; Ascomycota; Eurotiomycetes; Eurotiales; Aspergillaceae
Product: DUF3405 domain-containing protein
Exons: 5
Coding region: 1-2106 (701 amino acids)
Source: RefSeq, a predicted model, not a curated record